Messenger RNA from Betta splendens (Siamese fighting fish), 2175 nucleotides. RefSeq names its product sterile alpha motif domain-containing protein 9-like. Gene Ontology annotation, cellular component: cytoplasm. The record is from RefSeq and is a predicted model, not a curated record. Bases 121 to 2088 code for a protein of 655 amino acids. The transcript is spliced from 3 exons. Lineage: Eukaryota; Metazoa; Chordata; Actinopteri; Anabantiformes; Osphronemidae.
AGCUUACUCACACUCUGUUCAUCCGAUCUCCAGCUGGAAGUCAAACAGGUACAGUAAAAAAGCCUGAACCAGGUAAACAAACCAAAUUUCCAUCUUCAUCAAAUUGUCCACGUUCCUGCCAUGGAGCAGGCAGCAACCAUCACAGAAGAACAUACUGUUCUUGGUGCAAUUAAAGCAUACGUUGAGAAGAACCCAGAAUCUACAAACACACAGCUCUUCUCAUUCUUGGCAUUGCUGAGUGCGUACCUUCCUAAAUCGUACCUGCUGAAGUCUGAGUGCAAAAAGAUCCUUGGAUCACCUGAUCCCAUUGAUGAAAGGCCCCCCUUUGAAGAAAGGAUGAAACCUUUUAUUGCCUUAAUCAACCUAUCUGGAAACGCUGAGUGCAGAUGCAGUCUUCACGCUGGAACUGCACAGAAAGCCCUGGAACUACUGGCUGAACUAGGUUUUACCAGGAGUGAAAUAGUACAAAAUUUCAUACGCUUAAACUUUGAAUACUACCGACCACAUGUGGUUGAGUAUGUGAAGGAUCUGCUGACAAAGAGAAAAAUCAGUAAAAAGAAGAAGGAGCAGUUCUCAAGGUUGAUAACAGAUAUUAAAAAUAAAGAGAAUCCUCACAACACUGUGUCUGUCCUGGAAACUGCAUCAGACAUAUUUGACCAGAACCCUACUUUCCCCCAAACAAUUGCUCGCCUCUACUACCAAAGCAAAACCCCUGACUACGAUCAAGCUAAAUGGUGGGCAUUGGAGGCCAUUGAGAGAGCUCCACACAACUCUUAUGUUGCAGACACUCUUGGUCAGAUUUGUAAGAAUCGCUUGAUUGAAGCUGACACAGACGAUGUCAUAUGCAUGGCAGAUGAGGCUUUCGAAGCGUUUAAAGACGUGGAGGAGAAAGCAGAGUGGGAAACUGGUCCAGGCACUAAACAUGCUGUAAGCAAUUCAAAAUCUUUCAACAACAGAGGGCGUUUUGGUUUCAUCCAAGUGGCAAAAAUAGCCUUUGAGAGAUAUCCUGAUUCACAGAAACAGAGCCUGAUCCAAAACAAACAAACUAAAGUUGAAGAGAACUUUGUUUUUUUUGAGUGGUACCUAACCUACUCCACACCUGACAUGAAAACGCUUGAGCCCUGGUACUUCUGGAAGGAUGUUGCACUGUGUUACAAACACUAUGCCAAAUCAUCAUCAGCUGACUCCACCAGCUUUGCAGGUCUGCUUGAUUUGCUGAAUCACGGCCUUCAGAUGUCAAAGGGAAGACGCGCUGGGUUUAACGAGGUCAGGAAAGAAGUGUCUGAACUUGAAAAAAUCCAAGAUGUUUUGAAACGCAGCUAUGAAGCGAAUCCUGACAGUGUUGAUGACGCACAGAGGUACAUACUGUCAAACAUCAUCUUAAGCAACAUGGAACCUGAUUCUGCUCAUAUCACUCAGAUGACAGAGCUGAAAAAGAUAAUUUCCAGGUUCUUGAAAACGGAUGUAGGACGUAGACGCCCUGAGUUCUACCUCUUGGUUCUGCUGCUAUUUUGGCCUGAGCAAAACCAGAAUGUGAUCCUUGACCUGGAAAUGUAUGCUACAUAUAUGGAGAGAGCAUUUGAGAAGAAAGAGCAUGCCAAAUACCUACGAGGUCGGUACCUUUUGCCUCUAUUUUUUCUGGGAAAGGGCUCUGGACUGAGCAAGUGGAUUCACAAAUCUAAGCUGGAUGCCAUCGUGGAAAAUCAAGAUGUGGGAAAUCAGAGGAAAAAGUGGGAAAUCCCAAAGAUCCAUGAUAUGCUUCUUCCAGUGAUGGUAGAGCCGUGUCACUCUCUAACAACCCCACAGGAACAGCAAAAUCCCAAAAAAGAAGUGUUUGUUUGUGUUGGGGAUAAGAAAAUAAAAGCCACCACAGAGGGCAAAGCAGAGGUCCAGAUUGACAGCAGUAAUCGUUUCUACCUUGGCUUCACUAUUCGGGGGCCCAUCGUCUUCAAAGUGAAACCUCCUCACAAAACUGACUCAUCACAAACAAGGUGGGGUUGUGACAAACCUCAAAAUCGUAACCGUAUGUAUGUUGAUAACGUUCCUGCACUGGAGCACACGUCUCUGAUCUCACAGUCCAAGUGCUGACAUGGCGUCAGCGCAGAUAGAACAGUCCCAGGUGCUGCAGGAGGAGCUCACCUGCCCCGUGUGUCUCGACCUGUACCGCGACCCCCA